Messenger RNA from Trichosurus vulpecula (common brushtail), 2490 nucleotides. RefSeq lists its product as uncharacterized. Bases 426 to 1229 code for a protein of 267 amino acids. The record is from RefSeq and is a predicted model, not a curated record. NCBI's taxonomy places the organism in Eukaryota, Metazoa, Chordata, Mammalia, Diprotodontia, Phalangeridae. The transcript has 3 exons.
AUAGUGAGCAGAGGGCAGUGGGUUUGAUGGGGAGAGGGUGGGGGGAGGAGGAGGAGGAAGAAGGAAGAAAAAAGCUAUCUCCAUGGGCAUAUUUUGUCUUGUCUUUGAAGCCAUAGUUUAAACGAUGAGACUCAUUCAUGCCCCACAGUGAUCAAAAAUAUGAAACACCAGAAAUGGUUUUGAGAAUUUUAGAUAUCUUUUCUCAAGUUGGAACUGGCCUUCUUAAGGGGUCCUGGACACCUUGGUCUUGCUUGGUGAAUUAAUUGAUGGAGAUGGAGAUAAGACAGAUUCAGCACCAGCCGCCUCAGUGGCUAAUGACUCCCUUGUGUACUGAAGCCAAGGACCAUCAAGGAAAAGACUGGACACAUGGAAAUUGCCUGUCUUAGACCACAGCAAGCAUUAGCUCCAGUGUUAACAUCCACCAAAUGGAAAGAAUGAUUUUACAGAAGAAAAAAGAUAUGAAGGAGAAACCUACUUCUAUGAUCCCCUAUGGGAAGGCAUUUAUGUCUGCUUUUUGGCUCUCUAAGGAUUCCCCUAAUACCAGGGUUGUUGUCAACACCAGGAAAUCAUCCACACCAAAGAAAGUGGUGUCUUUGGAAUAUUUACCAUACUUUAGAACAUACGAAGGUCUCUCUGAUGAACCAUCAACUUUGAAUUUGGGGUUCUGUCUCCAGGAAGAAGAAAUCACCAAGGCGAAAGAAUGCAGUAGUACAACCGAUGUUAGGCAUAAGGAGGACCAGAAAGACUUGGUUCCCUCCUUUGGAUUCUUUCCAUAUUAUCUAUCUCAGGAUGAAUUCUUAGGCAACCCACUUCUACAGAGCAGGUUAAAUAAAGCCCACAGGAUAAAACCCAGAAAUGAAGAAAAAAGAGGGGAUGCUAAUAGGAAGCUUACCAUUCCUAACCGUAGAGCCUCCUUGCUAGGUCUUAAACCAAAUUUUGAUCUCCAUUCCUUGCCCGAGAACUCUCCUCCAUGUAGCCCCCUUCUGUUCUUCUCCAGUGAAACCUCUGAAGAAAGCCAAGCGGAUGUUCCUUUGUUCAAUGGUGACACCAUAUACUCUGCAGGGUUUGUUCCCUAUCAUAGAACUGAAGAAGCUCUCCGGCUGAGCCCCAUCCCAAUAAUUCUCUCUUCAGUUCCCAGAGGUCAUGAGUGGGACGGCACUGAGAUAAGGGAAAGGAACUGGGUGGUACCGACCUACCGUGAGGUAUGUCAGAAACAUAUCAAAUCUUAGAGAAUCCAGAUUUCCUUCUGACAAGAUCAGGAAGGAUUCCAGAAAUGUGGCUAUUUCUCCAACAACAGUUGUGAUAUCAGCAUGUGGCAAGAAAAAAAUAGCAGAGUGGAAGCCACGAAACAUCUGGAAAGGAAACACAGGGAGGGAGCUUUGUCCAUCUGUGUUUCAAUAUUGAGAAAAGAGAAGGAACCUGAUCUGAGGCUUAUGAACAUGAAAGAAAAGGGGGAAGAAAUGCCUGCAUUUCAUCUCUUUAUGCCAAAGUGCACAAUGGUUCAACUCCAGAGAGGAACUGAGAGCUGGCUCCAGGGGUCUAGCCACACAUUCAAGUUAAAAACAAUUAAAAAACAGAAGCUGCUAAAUAGCAGAUCUUCACCAUCUCUCUCUCUGUCCUCCUCCAUGUCUCCCUUUACUCCUCAAAUUUCAGCAAUGAGUGAACAACCACAGGUUGGGCAGAAGGAUCUCAAAACACCAAACCGUCUGGUAGGGUAACAGACUUAGAUCUUUCAUCUCUGAGAGAAUGUGCAUUGGGAUCACUGAUUUGACAGUGACAUACCCUAGAAUCAUGAGAACCUAGUCUAUUACAACUUGAAUUAAAUCGUGACUUUUAAUUCCAGCUUCUUCCUUAUGUGGUAGCAGUGAGAACCCACUUCGCAGAGACCCUUAAAUCUAUUUCCAAUGCCACUCUGAACACCUUUGUCUUGAGAAGAUGCCAGAUCACAGCCCAUAUUUAAAAAAAGAUGAAGGUAAUUGAAGCAUAAACAAGAUCGAUUUCAUUAAGUUAAUUUCUCUGAUUUGCUAUGAUUGUUAUGAUUAGGAUAACCCUUAAAUAGAGUCACUUGGAUACUUGGACUGCUAGGUCUUACCCUGGCCUUUGACUGGGGAUUUGGAUGAGACUGAAUGCCUUAACCAUUUUUUUAAAUUAAAAAAAAAUAAAGAUAGCACCAGGACUGAAAAGCAUUUAGAGCCACAUUAUUUUCAUAAAUAAACAAUCAUGUUAACCACAAAGGUCAGAUUGAGUCAGUUUCUUUCAUUGUAUGGCUUGAUAUUCGUAUUGGAAACUUCAACUGUCCUGUAGCUAUUUGUGUGGUUGGCCCUUUUCAUCUUUGCCUGUCUCUCCCCAACUUAUCUAUUUUUCACUUUUAUUCACUCACCAUUUUUCCUGCUGGAGGAAAAUAUGGGAGACUACAACUCUGAAUAUAUCUGCUAGGAAGUAUUCAUUGAUUUUCUUUCUUCAAUAAAUGUUUUACCAAUGGCCUCUUUA